AUGGCAGCCAACAACCAAGAUCAACAAUCUCAAGCUGGUAGGCACCAGGAAGUUGGCCACAAGAGUCUUCUGCAAAGCGAUGCUCUUUACCAGUAUAUACUGGAGACUAGUGUGUAUCCGAGGGAGCCUGAAGCCAUGAAAGAGCUCAGAGAGUUGACAGCCAAGCAUCCAUGGAACCUUAUGACCACAUCAGCUGAUGAAGGCCAAUUCCUGAACAUGCUUCUUAAGUUGAUCAAUGCAAAGAACACCAUGGAGAUCGGUGUUUACACCGGCUAUUCUCUUCUAGCCACCGCCCUUGCUCUCCCUGAUGACGGCAAGAUCUUGGCCAUGGAUAUCAACAGAGAAAACUACGAGCUGGGUUUGCCUGUGAUCCAGAAAGCUGGUGUUUCACACAAGAUUGAGUUCAAAGAAGGCCCUGCUAUGCCGGUUCUUGACCAAUUAGUCGAAGAUGAAAAGAACCAUGGAUCGUAUGAUUUCAUCUUCGUCGAUGCUGAUAAAGACAACUACAUUAACUACCACGAGAGGCUGAUAAAACUGGUGAAAGUCGGCGGUUUGAUCGGUUACGACAACACGCUGUGGAACGGAUCGGUGGUCGCACCGCCUGAUGCUCCUCUUAGGAAGUACGUUAGGUAUUAUAGAGAGUUUGUUCUGGAACUCAACAAGGCUCUUGCUGUUGAUCCCAGGAUUGAGAUCUGCAUGCUCCCUGUUGGUGAUGGAAUCACCCUUUGCCGCCGCAUCAAAUGAGCCACCACCGAUGCUGCCGCGACCCAAGGUUGACAAGCUGAUAUAACUUCCAAACUUCAUUUUUCAAAAAUAUGGUGUAAAUUUAAUUUGGCAUUCAUGAAAGAAAUGCCUAUCUACAAUUAUCAAACCGCGAUUAAUUUCUCAAAAUGUGAGUGAUUGGAUUAACCAA
Hibiscus syriacus is the source of this 913-nucleotide messenger RNA. RefSeq names its product caffeoyl-CoA O-methyltransferase-like. The coding region runs from base 1 to 744 and encodes 247 amino acids. Gene Ontology annotation, molecular function: O-methyltransferase activity; S-adenosylmethionine-dependent methyltransferase activity. The record is from RefSeq and is a predicted model, not a curated record. Lineage: Eukaryota; Viridiplantae; Streptophyta; Magnoliopsida; Malvales; Malvaceae. The transcript is spliced from 5 exons.